This is a messenger RNA of Spizellomyces punctatus DAOM BR117, 1502 nucleotides long. RefSeq lists its product as uncharacterized. Gene Ontology annotation, biological process: lipid metabolic process. Gene Ontology annotation, molecular function: phosphoric diester hydrolase activity. The record is from RefSeq and is a predicted model, not a curated record. NCBI's taxonomy places the organism in Eukaryota, Fungi, Chytridiomycota, Chytridiomycetes, Spizellomycetales, Spizellomycetaceae. The coding region runs from base 42 to 1256 and encodes 404 amino acids. The transcript has 2 exons.
GCCAAUACGGAACAUCAAUCGCAAGGACUCCUGCUAAAUUCAUGCAAAACUCUGUCAUGUUGGCCGACACCGCCGAAACUGCUGGAGGUAGAGAAGUUCCAGUCAUUAUUGCCCACCGAGGCAAUACGCGUGGGCCGAGGAAGGAAUUGGAAAAUACGCUACCGUAUAUACAGGACGCCAUUGCGCAGGGUUUUGAUGUAGAGGUGGACGUGUGGAGCAUAGACGGCCAACUCUUUUUUGGCCACGACGAGCCGGAGAUUCCUAUAGAACCUUCGUUCCUUGACCAGUACGCUGGUAAUUUGUGGUGUCAUGCAAAGAAUGUACAUGCACUGGCAUAUCUGCUGAGCCGUCGUGAUGUAUUGCGUUCUUUCUCACACGAUAUCGACCCGCACGUUAUAACGUCCGAUGGCCGUAUCUGGACAUAUCCCGGCAGGGAGUUGGUAAAAGGAGCAAUCUCGGUCAUGCCUGAAAGAUCGGAUCAUCAAACUGGCAUUUGGAACUGCUAUGGCAUAUGCACAGACUUCGCCACACUGUACGCUACGUAUGUCGAAAUGCGGACACGGAACAGAAAGAAGCUUGUGGGGCAUCGCACCAAAAAAGAAAGCGACUACAUCAACCCAUUGAUUGUGGAUAAGCUUCUGCACCAUACUCUCAUAGACGAACGGAGGUGCCUUGCAGUGUAUACGUACUACGAUGACUUUGCUCCGACACCUGCCUGGUCAGCUUUGAACACAUACCUGGCCAAAGAAUUGGGCAACCAGAACAUCUACGACGUUGCUGGCCCAAUUUCGUUCGUUCAUUGGACAUUUAUGCAGAUCCUUGGUUUUGAACAGUGGGAGGAACACAGUGCUACAUUUGCUUGUCAUCAGUCAAAGUAUCUUGCCAUCUUGCGGGAAGAAAUGGCAACCUUGUUACCCCUCACAAUCAAGUGGUCUGGCUUGGUGGCAGUGUCAACCGGCCUUGUCAUGCUCGGAUACCCAUCGGUGGACGUGAAUAUCUGGCGGCAGCGAAUAGAAAGCCGCUUGGAGAAGGAAGGAUUGCCAUUUCGGCGGUAUCAAAACGACAUUGUGCACUCAACCAUUUUGCGUCUUUCCGCGGAUGUAUCGCCCGAGCACCUGAUUGCCGCAAGCGACGCAUGGCAAGACGUCUUCUUUGGAACACUGACCGUAUCGAAGUUCCAGGUCGGUAGAUCGAGCUGGAGAAUGCAACCCACAGAGUGUGUGACCGUGGAUGUAGUAGAGAACAAUGGCCGCUAAUUAGUCGUGACAAUCACUUUGUUUUGGGCGGGUGCAGGCCUGUGUCACGAACGCAUCUGUGAUACACUUCCAAGAUAUUAUUAAAAGUGCUUAUGUAGACAUUCCUCUAUUUAGUUAUAUUUUGUUUGUACAUGGGCAUAACCUUGCUCUCAGAAGUGAUUUCUACCGGGGAAAUCAGUGUUCCAGGCGCUAAGUUCAAUAAACAACACUGCAUGGCGAUAAUCAAGACGCCCCAUCCAAGCAGAG